AGUGCGCCACGCCGCGAGAUAUCCCCGUCACGAAUAUUCCUCUUCCUCCUCCUUCUCCCCACUAUUUAUCGCCAUCAUCUCCUCCACCUCUCCUCCACCCCCCCUGCAAUUUCCAUUUCCCCCUCGAUCCCACACAAUUCGAUCCCAAUUUCCGGUUUUCGUGUGUGAAUCUUUUGGAGAGAUCGAUGAAGUUCGGCAAGAGCCUGAGCAGCCAGAUCGUGGAGAUGCAGCCGGAGUGGCGCGACAACUUCCUCUCCUACAAGGACCUCAAGAAGCGCCUCAACCUCAUCUCCGGCGGCGCCGCCGGGGAGAGGGCGAGCAAGCGGCGUCGCGUCGGUGGCGCGACGGCGGUGACGGUGACGGCGGCGGCGGCGGGCGGGAUGACGCUGGAGCAGGCCGGGUUCGUCGGCCUCCUCGACGCCGAGCUCGACAAGUUCAACUUCUUCUUCCUCGAGAAGGAGGAGGAGUACGUCAUCAAGCAGAAGGAGCUCCGGGAGAGGAAGAUGGCAUCGGCGGAGGAGGUGAUGCGCGUGAGGAAGGAGAUCGUCGAUCUCCACGGCGAGAUGGUGCUGCUCGAGAAUUACAGCGCGCUCAACUACACCGGAUUGGUUAAAAUCCUCAAGAAGUACGACAAGAGAACCGGCUCCAUGAUCCGUCUCCCCUUCGUCCAGAAGGUGCUGCAGCAACCCUUCUUCACCACCGACCUCCUCUACAAGCUCGUGAAGGAAUGCGAGGAGAUGCUGGACCAGCUCAUGCCGACGAACGAACACUCGGUAGCGAGCGAAGAUGGGAAAGAUGACAGCGAAGGGGAGGAGAAGGGUUCAAAGCCCAGCUCCUCCUCCUCGGCCAACGGUGGAGCCGUCCCGGGAGAGGCCGAGGCCGAGGAUGAGAGGAGCACGGACAUGAAGAGCACCGUCACGGCGGCGCUCAGGGCGCUGAGAGAGAUCCGGAGCGGGAGCUCGACGGUGAGCGUCUUCUCCCUGCCGCCUCUGCACGGCAGCAAUGGGCAGGAUGAACCGGGGAGGUGAAAACGAGAAUGGGAAAGAAAAGGAAAUGAUCUUGACGCUGCGUUCGGUAUCGUUGUUUCGCCUGCACUUCUGCUCAAAUGCUCAGUGAUCUUGGCACUUGGUAGGAGUUUGUAACUGGCUAUCAGUUCAUGUUUCGUUUUAACUUGGGUAUUUUUCGUGUAAUCUGUUUGUUUCCCACCUGCUGUAAAAAUGAGAGGGAAAAAUAGAUUAGUAUAAAGUUCAGGGUAAACAUAGAUCUCAAUGUGCAGCCUGACUACUUUGUCACUUGAUGGGAUGAUUUUUUUUUGUUUAUGUGCUUCUGUGUUUGUUAGAUGGUUUGUAUGGCUGUAUAUAUAUAUAUAUUUUUAGUAAAUUGCAGUUUGGGUCA
Molecule: messenger RNA, 1395 nt
Organism: Oryza sativa Japonica Group (Japanese rice)
Lineage: Eukaryota; Viridiplantae; Streptophyta; Magnoliopsida; Poales; Poaceae
Source: RefSeq, a predicted model, not a curated record